Messenger RNA from Larimichthys crocea (large yellow croaker), 3329 nucleotides. It is a transcript of the gene znf821, whose product is annotated as zinc finger protein 821. Lineage: Eukaryota; Metazoa; Chordata; Actinopteri; Sciaenidae. The record is from RefSeq and is a predicted model, not a curated record. The transcript is spliced from 6 exons. Gene Ontology annotation, cellular component: nucleus. Gene Ontology annotation, biological process: regulation of transcription by RNA polymerase II. Gene Ontology annotation, molecular function: DNA-binding transcription activator activity, RNA polymerase II-specific; RNA polymerase II cis-regulatory region sequence-specific DNA binding. Bases 422 to 1921 code for a protein of 499 amino acids.
UCCUGUUCGGUUGUGGCUUCAUCGCUUUUACGUUAGAGAUCAGCUGAGCUCGUGCAUCGCUGCAGUGAGUGCGCGAGCUGCCAGCGGCUCGAGAUCGGAGCAGCUCGGGGCCGCUCGGUGUGUCCGUGCUCGGGCUUGGACAUCAUUUUGAACCCCCCUCCCCGUGAUCGAGCGGAGACGGAGCUUUUUUUAAAAACAAAAGAAAGAAAGAAAAACGACUGCGAGGAUGUGACUGUUUUAUAUCUCCGUGGUUUUAUUUUUGAAACGCUCCUUUGAUCGAAUAGACGAUCUUUUUUUAUUUAUUUUUUUUGCAUUAUUAUUAUUCGCUCAUCAUCUGUGCCCUCAGUGCGGAAUACACCUGGACUGGUUUGAGGGGUUAGGAGGAGGAGAUCCCAGUGUUUUGCCGGGAGUGGGCAAUAAUAUGUCCAGGCGAAAACAGACCAACCCUUUCAAAGUUGACUGGCCAUUCCACACUUCAGGAAUCACAGGACUUCAGCACACUAUUAACAUGGACGGAAGGGACGAAUUCACCGAAGACAGUGAAUGCUGCAGCAACAACUCCCAGGAAGUCCAAGAGCAGGAUAGCAUCUCAGACAGUGAUAGUGACCUUGACAACCACGGUGAAGACUCAUCCUCCAACACCUCGACUGACGACCACAUGACCACCAAGAGAUCACAGUGCCGCCUACAAGGAGCGGGAGUCAAAGAGGAGAGCGAGGAAGGGGCAGACCACGGCAACUAUAUUUGUCCUCUGUGCACGCUGGAUUUCAGCACCCCCGUGAAGCUCAUCUCCCAUGUCUACCAGCACACAAGUAUGAUGAGCAACACCAAGAGCUAUGUGUGCCCAGUGUGUGGGCGAGCCCUCAGUUCGCCUGGCUCGCUUGGACGGCAUCUUCUCAUCCACUCUGAGGACCGCCUCUCCAACUGCGCUGUCUGUGGCGCACGCUUCACAGACACCAACAACUUUAACAGGGAGAAGCUUAAAGAUGUCCUUGACACAACCAGGAUGGAUGUGACCAGUGGAAGGGACACCUGUUCCAUGUCCCAUUCCCUCUCCAGUAGCCCCAUGGCCAGCCCGGGCCCCGGCUCCUGUUCCUGCCACGGACCAGGCCCCAGCCCCAGUUCAUGCCAGGGUCCUUGCCCCUGUGAAGCACCUGACCUCAACCCCAGCCUAUGUCAAGCCCAUCGUACCUGCCAUGGACCAGGCCACAUUUCAAGCCAGUGUCACGGCCCAGGUCCAGGACCGUGCACAGGUUCUGACCAAGGACCCUCCUUUCCCUCACUGCCUGACAGUCUUCUCUCUGAAGGACCAUCGCUUGCAUCUAUCCCUGAUGCUCUUAACUCCUCUUCCUCAAGCCUUCCUCCUAUCCCUGACAUCUUGGGCUCUAUGCCGGUGUAUCCCGCCGGGGUGCUGCUGGUGUGCAACAGCUGCAUGGCUUAUCAGCAGCUAAUGGAAGCCCAGUCGCCGAUGCGAAAAUGGGCUCUGCGUAGGAAGAACGAACCCCUGGAGGCUCGCAUGCAGCGUCUAGAGCGCGAGCGCACGGCAAAGAAGAACAAGCGGGCAUGUGAGACGGACGAGGAGAGGGAAAUGAGGAGGCUGAGGGACCGCGAGGCCAAACGCAUGCAGAGGAUGCAGGAAUCGGAGGAGCAGCGGGCGCGCAGGCUGCAGAGAGACAGGGAGGCCAUGCGUUUGAAGAGGGCCAACGAGACGCCGGAGAAGAGGCAGGCCAGGCUGAUCCGCGAGAGGGAGGCGAAGAGGAUCAAGCGACGGCUGGAGAAGAUCGACCCUGCUCUGAGGACACAGAUUGAGCAUGAUCCUGCUGCGAUGGCUGCCCUCACAGCAGACAUGAGUCUCUUUCAGUUCCCCUGCCCUAUGCCUGUCCCUUCGAUUGAUAAUGGUCUGUUCAUGAAGCUGCCCUAAUUGGACCAGGCCACUGGGGGCGGGGGGACCAAUUGGCUUCCUGCAGCAUCAUUAACCUCUGCACUCUGCCACGAGGCUGCUGCGUUCACAGUGGACCAUUCCUAGCUGGUUUACUUCCAGCUCCUUCUGUGUCGAACAGCUUCACACACAAACUGCUUUGUUAAAUACAGCAAAAACUACUUCAAUUUCUAAUUUAUUACCGUCUAGAAAACCUUGGCGACAGGGUUGAGAAUGUUUCAUGUUGUAUGGAUGAUGACAUAAAAGCAUGUUGUAAAGAGAUUUGUCUGUUCGUCAGUGGGCUAGCAGAUUUAACACAGUUCAUUCUCAUAGCAGCAGUUAUACUUCCUUUGAGGGGGGGGGACAAAAGUCUUUUUGCACAUGGACCUUCAGUGACAGGAGUGGGGACUUUGUAGCCACAGCCCCUUCUCCUUUCUGGUCCACUCCGCCAGCCCAGUGACUCGGGUUUACCGGUAGCUACACCUCUCUCUUCAAGCUGCCACCGUGGGUCCCUGGGAAGUUCAUAUUCUGUCAAAACUACUACCUCAGCUGGCGCCGUGGUCGCGCUCUCUGUCUUGUGGCUUACUGCGUUCCAACUCCAGGCUUCCAAAGCUCUAUAAGUACUGUACACUACCACAGAGGAUGCAGGUUUUCCACAAUUUAUGUUUGCAUUAAUCACGCAGGCACUUUUAAUAGGACACAAACAUUCACAGGAGUAUCUGAGUUCCACGUGUACUUCCCAGGUCUGAUUAUGUAUCUUAUACUCCGAAUGUUUUGUCCUAUUGAACACGCCCGGUGUGUCAUCUCCUGAGUUGUACACCUUAAUGCAUUCGCCUCUUUACAUUCAUUUGCCAAUAUUCAAAUCUGUUUUCUUUUUUUCUUUUUUUCCUUCACUGUUACACUCCGAAUACUUUGCCAAUGUCAUUUCGGUUUGCUUUUCUGUUACAGACCUUUCCUUGGCUCAUAAAAAUAAUCAGUCUGUGCUGCUGUUAUUGUACUGUACAAUACAUUAGUUACCUCUUAUAUAUUUUGGGUUCAUCUCAUUGAGGAAUAUUGUGCUAAAAUAUUCAGUAAAGUGGUCACAAUGAAAUAGUUCCUGAUACGUUACUUGUUGACAACAAAAUUUGUCACACUACUUGAAUUCUGCUUGCAAAGACGCAUUUGUUUUCCUCGUUAUGAGACCAUUACAAACAUAUUAAAGUGGUUAUUAUUAUGUAGAUGGUCAUAGACGGAUGAUGCAAUUUUCUGUAGCAUUCACAUGCUUUGUAAAGCUGCAGUACCUUCAGUAUAUGUAACCUGUACCACUUACAUUGGGGUUAAUGUAUGUACUCUGUCCGCAGAAUUGAUACAUUUAUUGAUUCAUAUGACAGAGGAACUCAUUUUAAAUGCCUGUUGAAACUUAAAAAAAAAA